This is a messenger RNA of Penicillium subrubescens, 861 nucleotides long. Its product is annotated as tRNA guanylyltransferase. Gene Ontology annotation, biological process: tRNA modification. NCBI's taxonomy places the organism in Eukaryota, Fungi, Ascomycota, Eurotiomycetes, Eurotiales, Aspergillaceae. The record is from RefSeq and is a predicted model, not a curated record. The transcript is spliced from 7 exons. Bases 1 to 861 code for a protein of 286 amino acids. Gene Ontology annotation, molecular function: tRNA guanylyltransferase activity; magnesium ion binding.
AUGCGAAGAUUCGAAUACGUCAAGGACUUCGAGCAGCCUGACGUCCUGCUUCCCAAUACGUGGAUCGUGGUCCGCAUUGACGGAAGAGGAUUUCACAAGCUAUCAGAUCACUAUGCUUUUGUCAAGCCGAAUGACCGACGUGCACUCGACCUCAUGAAUGCUGCGGCGGUUGAGGUCAUGAAAGAUCUUCCGGAUCUAUGCAUUGCCUAUGGUGUUAGUGACGAGUACAGCUUUGUCUUCCACCCGAGCUGUCAGCUCUUUGAGAGACGAAAUGCAAAAUUGGUCACUACCAUCGUGUCAACUUUUACCGCAUACUACAUUCAUCUAUGGUCGAUAUAUUUCCCAUCGACACCUCUCCAACCACCUAAUCUGCCUUCCUUUGAUGGACGAGCGGUCAUCUAUCCAUCGUCACGAAUCUUGCGGGAUUAUAUGAGCUGGCGACAAGUCGAUUGCCACAUCAACAAUCUCUACAAUACGACUUUCUGGACGAUGGUCCUGCAGGGUGGUAUGAGCAACACAGAUGCAGAGCAAGAAUUGAAGGGAACCGUGUCCGCCGACAAAAAUGAGAUCCUCUUCAAGCGCUUUGGUAUCAACUACAAUAACGAGGAAGAGAUCUAUAAGAAAGGAAGUGUGCUCUACCGCCAAUAUGAGCUCCAAGACCCCAAGGAGGCACCAGCAUCCCAAGAAGAGGACUCGCUUCCAGAGGCGAAACAGUCACGUUCACAGCAAGACAAACUCAAGAAGUUGCGCCGAAAGGCACAAGUUGUAGUUGAUCAUAUUGAUAUCAUCAAGGAUGACUUCUGGGAGAGACGUCCGUGGAUUUUGUCUGGCAAACCUGGGAAAUUGCCGGUGCAGGGCUGA